AUGAGUAUCGUAGAAGGUCGUAUCACUGGUCUCGCUGCAUCAGGGACAGAGUUUUUAUCCAGCAAAUUCAUAUUUGAUGAGGAAUUCUCUGUCAAUUGGAAGGAGCGAUCUGCCAAGCUUAUGAAUGAGCUACGAGAUGCACCAAACGAAAAGGAAGCAGAAGACAAAAUAAAAUUGAUAUUUUAUGACUGUCUGCUGUUGACGGCUGAUCCCAACGCUUUUCAAAGCACUAUAGACCUGACGAGACUAAGUGCGUUGGUGACUGAGGUAUGCUCAAUGAACUCACCAAGAAAUGCCAAGGUAUUUAUCUCAAUGAUAAACUCUUUUCCGGACAAGACGGAUCGAUUGGUUGAGCUCAUGAUAUCCCUUCCCUCAUUAAAUGACGCUUUCAGCACUUAUAUCUCAGAUGACAAGCUGUUAGAAAGAGCCGGAAAAUUUACUGCUCAGCAGAGAGGACUAUUCAAGCGACAAUUGCUUGAAAGUCGAUACAUUAUAAAAAAAUACAACUUGCUGGGCGAACAUGCCGUGGGGUUUUCUUCCCUGAUCACUUUCCUAUUCACAGCGUAUAAUGAUGGCUACAAGGACAUGAGAGUAAAGUACUAUUGGAGUCAGAUGCAGUGCAUCAUUGGAAAAUAUUCUUUAGAUCCCAUAAAGUCUUUGGAAGUGAUUCUGCGGACCUCUGCAUUUUACUUACCUCAAGGUUAUAAGUUUCUUGUUGAAUUUUUGCGCGCUUCGGACUUCUGGCCUCAGCAGGAGGCCUCUCACCUCGAGGCUGAUUCCAAUUUAGGCCGAGGAGGAAGCAUCGUGGCGGCUAAGAUUUUAUCAGAACUACUUAACGAUCGGACCAUCGAGGUCCAAGUUUAUGACAUGUGCUGUGUCUUAAUUAAGUGCGGCUUUAUAUCUUUCGGCUCCAUAUUUGAGAACAUAGGCCCCGAUGAUGAAAAGAUCAAUGAUUAUACGGAGAAGAGGUAUAGGGAUUUGGAAUCUGAGAGUAAUCAAGGAAUUCUGAAUCCCUUGGCAAUGGCCGCAGCACUCGCUGAUGACAGUGAAGGAAAAGCUGAGGAAAACAAUGAACAACGACAGAAUUACGCGAAAUUCUCUGCAACGACUCAAGAGGAAGCUAUUACUGAAGAUAUUGCUGACAGCAAAAAAGAAGUAGAAAAAAGGAUAUUCUAUGGAGGCAAACUGUUACUUCUAGAGAGAUUAAUUGUUCAUGGCUUGACAAUACCGUUCAUGUACGGUUUCUUAAAAUUUCAACGACUUGCGCUACUGAAGGACAGCCUUGUUAAGGAACUGAUCAAGGCCUUUGAUUUUGCUUUGACUCCGCUUUACAAAUCAAUGGUCUUUGGUCCUGAAUUGAACAAAGAUCACUCCGUGUUAAGUAAGUCCAAAUUUGACGAACCGCAGACGCCGGGCCAUAGGUUCAGAGAGGUUAAGAGUCAUGAUACAAACAUGUGGAAAGAGUCGAAUUUCAUAUUCAGCUUUUACCACGAAGAUUGGGGGAGUGAUGUCCCAUCGAUCCCUAAUAUAGAAGCCCUUUUCCAGCUAUCUCACGAAUGGCUCUCUUCCGUGGGCCCUCGACUGGCAGUCGUACCGACAACCAUUAGCAAGCUAUGUCGAAUGGCGCUGAGGGACAUAGAAACAAACUCAAGUGCAGAGAACAUUUCUCGUUGGGUUGACUACUUUAGGAAAUUCAUUUUCCCAGCGCUUCCGCUUCUCUCAGAGAACCUUCCGACUGUGAAUGAAGUAUACAAUGUUAUGCGCUUGUUUCGUUUUGAAACACGCUGCUAUCUGUACAAUGAGAUGUACUCGAAGCUUUCUCAAGACGAACUUUUCAUCAAAGUCGCGUGGAAUAAGUACGAGAAAAAGGCAAGAAGUGCUUUGAAAUCGUUAAGCGUUGAUAACAUUGAUCUUCGAGCUCCUGGAUUAGGGAAGCUGGUAUCAGCCAACCCACUGAGUGCCCUGCAUCCUAUCGUUAAUCAAAUUGAGAAUUACGACAAAGUUUCAGAAUUGGUUGUGAAAACGUCUCUUUUCUUCAGUCCAUUUGCUUAUGAUGUGCUUCAAUAUAUUCUUCUUUCAAGACUGACAUCAGGAAGGGCAGUCGUGCAGGCCGAUGGUAUCAAUCUUUUGACAUGGUUGUCCAGGUUAGCAAAUUUUAUUGCCGAGUUAGUGAAGAACUGUCCUAAAAUGGAUGUUGGGAACAUUGUGAGAUUUAUUGUCAAGACAUUACGGCAAGGAAGUGAUAUACCUUUGGUCAUCCUGAGACAAUUGCUUUUCACAGUUGCUGGAAUAAAAAGCCAAUACGACGUCAACAAGAAACAGCUGAUAAUGCUGAAUUCUGGCAAGCCGCUUCAGCUUGCGGCAAGGCGCAUCAUUCGGGAUGUUAGAGAUGAUAACCGGAGGUGCUCAAAGAGACUUUUGACUGAUUUUAUCGCUCUUGAUUCUCUUACCGAGAUCGUUAUCAUCCUUUACCGAUUGCAGCUCCGGCUUAUGUUUGAAGAUACUCACUACAAAGUGCUGUCAUCAAAAUGCGACGAUAUGAAUUCUUUACUUUGGUCCUUCAUAUCGACGUGCAAAUACUUUUUAGACGCAAAAACAUUUGAGGAUCAUGUUUUGCCCUUCAGCACCUUGGUUAAUGACCAAAACGUUUCAAUUGAGUGGGCAUUUGAAUUGUGGAGAGAUUUUUAUUUGAAAAACCAAACUAACAACAAUCCAACUGAUCUUAUCGAAGACGAAAUGUUCUUCAUAAGUGAUAAAACGAAAUAUGGAAAUCUAGAGAAGCCACUUUUCCUUAGUUUCUGGAUAUUUUCGCUUCACGAAGUCCAUUUUGACCGGUCGGUAUAUGACGAGGAGAAAAUUUAUUUGGAGACCAUUAAGCGUCAAACCAAGUCUGAUAAAAAACUGUCUGAACUCUCUAAGAAGAUCGAAAAUUUAAUGGCUAGCUGCUUGUCGCACCAAGCAACAUUCAAUAGAACGUCCACGUAUUUGGUGAAAGUGGCCGAGAAAUGGAACUGGACUAAAGCAGAAAUGAAAGAUUUUAUUCAGCUUUGCAUGGUACCCAGGGUUCUUUUCUCUCCAUGCGAUGCGAUGUACGCAUUUUAUUUCGCUUCCAAUGUGUUCAAAAAAGCUGGUGUUUUCCGAAUUUUUGAAAUGCUUGUAAAUUCGGGCAUUCUCCGAACUUUGCUGUUCUCAUCAACCACUCAUGAGGCUAGCAAUAUUGGUUUUUUCCUUGAAAUGGUGACGGAGUAUUUGAGCGCGACUAAAAAUGAGGAAGAAAGUGGUUUUGAUUCGUUGUUCGACCUUCACAAUACACUUCUUGAUGAUCUGGUAGACAUUUUGAUGGAAAAGAAUUACAUGUCCAUUCGUAAUGGCAUCGAAUGCAUGAAAUAUUUUUCAAACGUAUUUCCCAUUGCCACGGAGCACAUUGAAUACUUAAUAUGGGCUAUAGAGAGAUACCUCGUCGAAGACCAAAGAGAAGACAUCAAGCUUCCCAGCAAUGCAUUAGUCGGGCACCUCAAAGCGCGGUUGAAGAGCUCGUCGAGCUUGCGGAGCAUAUAUCAUUUUGAGUUAAAGGACGAAGACCGAGCCUUUUUAGCAGAGAAGGAAGAAAUCGCACAAUAUGAGCGUCUUGUGCGAUUAGGAAGUGAAAAGGUAGCUUCUACGGAACCACUAGAGCUAAACGAGGAGAACAAGGCAGAAUCGUUAUCAGAGCAAGAAGUUUCGGCCCCUAAAGAAAAAGAUCAAACUGUCAUCGUAAAAAAAUCGACGAGAUUUGACGCAACACAGAAUCUACCCAUGUUCGAAGUUCUUGAUGAAAUGGAUGAAAUAUUAGAACAUUUGAAGGCGGAUGAUAUGAACCUGGUCAAGAGACGGAUAAGAAAUAAAAAUGCUUACUUUGAGCUUCGAAGCAUUGAGAACAAGACGUCGUCUUUGGAGGACUACCGAUCUGGCGUGGCCGAUCUCUUGGAAGAUUAUUUCAGGAGCUUGGUAUCAAACUUUGACCAUGAGAGAUUUACAUAUUUUUUGAGCGAAAUCGCUAACGCAUGCCAGUCCAUUAGUCUUCCUCGAGAGAAGAAGGCGAGCAAAAACAGGAAAACUGCGAAAAUUGAGUAUGGCAAUGAAAUUAGUGGACGUCGCGAUACUAAAACUUCCAAUCCUGCAUCAAAUGCCCGCGAGAGCUCAGCAAAUUUGAAAGAAGACCGCCGCGAAUCGUCUAGAUACGGGGGAGCCGGAGCGCAACCUCUCACUAAAUCGAGAUUCUCGGGUUCAGGAGCGCCUCUGCCUAAUGAGCAAAGCCAAUCUGCGCAGAAGCUUGGUAAAAGCCCAGACACUCAAAGAAAUCGAGGUUCCAAGAUGGAUGCAGCAAAUCCAGAUCUCUCCGAGAGAUCUCUUCGCUCUAACAGAACAGGGACUAGGUUCGAAGGACUCCCGAGCCUUGAACUUGCGAGAUCUUCGAAGUCUAUUCUUAAAAGACAUUCUUCGCCUCGUGCAGCUGAAAUCCAUCCACCAGAGAGUUCCUCCGCUCGGGAAAGCAGGUACAAUAGCUCCUCCGUGAAUCAAAUUGAGAUCAAUGAUAAACGCACGAUGGGCCGCCCUUCACCUGAGAUCUCCAAAAGAAAGCGUCCGAUGGAUCAAGAGAGCAAUUUUUCAAAAAGAUCAAAACCUUCUGCCGAGACUCGAGAAUCUAUUAGGUUUCCCACUAAAAGCUCGUCAAAACCGCACGGGUCUCUUAAAAAUACCGGCAGAAACGAGGAAAAAACUAUGAAAAGACAAUUCGGCAAUCUACGUACCAGUGAACAAGAUAGGGACAAUAAAGGCGGUCGAACAUCUCAACAAAGCCGAUACAGAGCUUAG
This is a messenger RNA of Lachancea mirantina, 4854 nucleotides long. Lineage: Eukaryota; Fungi; Ascomycota; Saccharomycetes; Saccharomycetales; Saccharomycetaceae. The record is from the annotation of a GenBank genome assembly.